Messenger RNA from Carya illinoinensis, 1518 nucleotides. RefSeq names its product ERBB-3 BINDING PROTEIN 1. The transcript has 10 exons. NCBI's taxonomy places the organism in Eukaryota, Viridiplantae, Streptophyta, Magnoliopsida, Fagales, Juglandaceae. The record is from RefSeq and is a predicted model, not a curated record. Bases 195 to 1382 code for a protein of 395 amino acids.
GCUUCUACUUCUAGUGAGCCACCUUUUAAUCUGUUACCUGUAUUUGUCUUUUCUUAUUAUUUUCUCUGAUAAACCCUAGUUCCCAAAUUCUACCUUAUUCCCUCCAUCGCCGUCAAGUUCAAAGGUGCCAGUCCUGGUCUUUCGUUCUUUUUCAAAAUUUUCCAGUUUGCAGGAGGUUCUGAAGCUUCGUAACGAUGUCGGACGACGAGAGGGAGGAGAAGGAGUUGGAUCUAACUUCUCCUGAAGUCGUCACGAAAUACAAGAGCGCCGCCGAGAUCGUUAACAAGGCUUUGCAGCUAGUUGUAUCCGAAUGCAAACCUAAGGUCAAGAUUGUAGACAUUUGCGAGAAGGCUGAUUCGUACAUCAGAGAGCAAGCUGGUAACAUGUACAAGAAUGUUAAGAAGAAGAUCGAGAGGGGCGUUGCUUUCCCAACUUGCAUUUCUGUAAACAACACUGUCUGUCAUUUUUCUCCGCUUGCCAGCGACGAGACUGUGUUGGAAGAGGGUGAUAUGUUAAAGAUUGAUAUCGGUUGCCAUAUAGAUGGUUUUAUUGCUGUGGUGGCACAUACUCAUGUUCUUCAGGAAGGCCCAGUUACUGGGAGGGCAGCUGAUGUAAUUGCUGCUGCUAAUACUGCUGCAGAGGUUGCUUUGAGGCUUGUGAGGCCGGGAAGAAAGAACAAAGAUGUAACUGAUGCUAUUCAGAAGGUUGCCGCUGCUUAUGACUGCAAAAUUGUUGAAGGUGUUCUUAGCCAUCAACUGAAGCAGUUUGUGAUAGAUGGUAACAAGGUUGUACUGAGUGUAUCUGCUCCAGAGACAAGAGUUGAUGAUGCAGAAUUUGAGGAGAAUGAAGUUUAUGCUAUUGAUAUUGUAACAAGCACGGGUGAAGGGAAGCCUAAGCUCUUGGAUGAGAGGCAGACAACUAUUUAUAAGAGAGCUGUUGACAGGAACUACCACUUGAAGAUGAAAGCUUCUAGGUUUAUUUUCAGUGAAAUAAAUCAGAAAUUUCCUAUCAUGCCAUUCACUGCUAGGGCUCUGGAGGAGAAGAGAGCUCGGCUGGGUUUGGUGGAAUGUGUUAAUCAUGAACUCUUGCAGCCAUACCCUGUUCUACAUGAGAAGCCUGAUGAUUUGGUUGCACACAUCAAAUUCACAGUUCUACUAAUGCCAAAUGGGUCAGAUCGAAUUACAUCUCAUCCUCUGCAGGAGCUGCAGCCCACAAAGACAAUAGAUGAUCCCGAAAUCAAGUCCUGGUUAGCCCUGGGCACAAAGACGAAGAAGAAAGGUGGUGGAAAGAAGAAGAAAGGUAAAAAAGGAGACAAAACUGAGGAGUCAACAGAAGCCGAGCCUAUGGAUACUGCUACAAAUGGUGCUGCUUCCCAAGAAUGAGUCUUUUUCACCCCCUUUUCAUUUUUCAACCACUCCCUCGUCAAUUUUGGUGCUUUGUCCGCUCCAUUGUAUCAGGUUGGAUAUGAGUUGGUCUACUAUAGCGUUUAGACAUGAAUCCUACAUGUGAUUUCCUGCA